Molecule: messenger RNA, 762 nt
Organism: Tricharina praecox
Lineage: Eukaryota; Fungi; Ascomycota; Pezizomycetes; Pezizales; Pyronemataceae
Exons: 1
Coding region: 1-762 (253 amino acids)
Source: RefSeq, a predicted model, not a curated record
AUGAGUUGUAUCGCCAACAUCUUUAAGUCCCUCCUUCCCCACGACUCCUCCUCCUCGCCGCACCUCGAGCUCUCCUCGCCCCUCGAGCUCUCCCCACUCCCAUCCCUCGCCGACCGCCCCACACCCCAGCAACACAUGGAAUACCGUAUUCAGGACGGAGCGAACAGCCAAAACGUCCACCCACAUCUGCAGCCGCGCGCCCCACACCAGCAAGGUAUCCGCUCGCAGAUACUGAAGAAGUUCCACCAGCUCCAGCAUCUCCUCCUCCACCAAGCCCAGAAGCCGGCGAAGGUGAACUCAAUCUCGAUCCCAAGGAUCGUACUGACACUACCAGACGGUACACAUAUCGCCGAGCCGACCGAGGAGACCAUGCCGCAGCGCUGGUCACACCCGGUCGGUGCGGUUGAUGGUGGUGCUGGCGGGGCUGGGCAGUUGCUGUUUCCGACGUGGAACCCGACCGGAUCUGUCAAGACGCUCAAGAUGACCCCAAUUCGUGGUGGUGUUGCUGCUGGUGCUGGUGUUGCCGCUGGGGCUAGUGGUGGUUCUGGUGGUAAGUUUCAAGUCCCGUCUCGUUACCGUGGCAGGGGUUCCGGCGGCAACGGCAACAGCAAUGACAGCGGCAGCAGCGAUAGCAGGAUUCCGGCUGCGGUUGGAUCGGUCGGCAUUUCUAACAAGCCGUUGGCAUCUGUUACCAACGCCGUCAACACCAACACAAACCCAACUAGCCACCAGCAGGUUAUUCACUCCCAGACUUCGGACUAG